This is a messenger RNA of Rhinichthys klamathensis goyatoka, 1251 nucleotides long. It is a transcript of the gene rpp40, whose product is annotated as ribonuclease P/MRP 40 subunit. The transcript has 8 exons. The coding region runs from base 56 to 1141 and encodes 361 amino acids. Gene Ontology annotation, molecular function: ribonuclease P activity; ribonuclease MRP activity. Gene Ontology annotation, biological process: endonucleolytic cleavage in ITS1 to separate SSU-rRNA from 5.8S rRNA and LSU-rRNA from tricistronic rRNA transcript (SSU-rRNA, 5.8S rRNA, LSU-rRNA); tRNA 5'-leader removal; tRNA 3'-end processing. The record is from RefSeq and is a predicted model, not a curated record. NCBI's taxonomy places the organism in Eukaryota, Metazoa, Chordata, Actinopteri, Cypriniformes, Leuciscidae. Gene Ontology annotation, cellular component: multimeric ribonuclease P complex; ribonuclease MRP complex.
UUUUUUUGCUGCUUGAUGUCAUAAAAAAAUGUAGAUAUUGCACAUAGUUGUCAAAAUGUCGCCAGAGCUGGAAAAGUUACCGAGAAGCCUGUUGGUGUGCGAGAAAUCAAACUUCUUGAAUGAAAAGUCUCGGCAUGACAUCCACGUGUCGAAGCACAACUUUAAUUACAAGAUCUCACUGCUGAUCCCUGAAUGUGGGAUCCUCCCUGCAAACAUCAGCAGAGUGAUCAACAGCUUCAGCCCUUAUUAUCUAGUGCGGAAUCUGCCUGUUUAUGAACUACUGGAAGAAACAUUCCUUGAGACACUUGUAAAGAAUGGAAACUUCUAUGCGCUCUCUUAUAACACCAAAAUUGAUGAAGAUAAUUCCAUUGCACUUCUUUCCAGUGGUCAGUUAAUUUUGUCUCUAGAUAAAGACACAUAUGAACAGCUUGGCUUGGAGGGACGACCAUCUCAGUACAAUCACAAAAAGGCCAUGAGAUUUGUCGUGACUCUGGACCUCACAGACAAAAGCUUGACUCCAGGCACCAAACGAUACCAGCGGGUUCUGUCAAGUAUAAAACACAGACUACCACUCAGAUAUGACUUUCUGUUUACUAAAUACAACACAGGUGCAGAUGAAGAUAAGAUUCUUUCCAAGCUGUUGUCCCAGUACACAUACGAGGAGCACAAGCCUGCUUUUAGCCAUCACACCCUGAAAAAUAUACCAUGUCCCACACUUAACCCAUCAGAUAUACAGGGAAAGACACUGUCAUGUGACCCACAUCACUUCUUGGAGUGGCUUGGAGCUGUUAACUUGGACAUCAGUUGUGAAAAUGCUGCCGACAGUUUCCUGUCGACAUAUGUGUGUCCGGAGCCCAAGAGUUCUGUCAAUCAAGCCUUGCUGUGCACCGUUACUGGCUUUAUCCCACCUGAGAAUGUGUUUUUGCUGCUGCAAGAGCUAAGGCAGUAUUUCAAUGAACCGAAGUUUACACCAUGGGUUUCCCUCACUGUGCAUGGAUUUAUGGAUAGUCCUGUGUCAUGGGGAGCCACAGAACAUGGGUUCUUCAAAGGUGGUGAAAACUUCUACAAUUUUGUUUUCUUCAAAAAUCAGGACUACUGGUUACACAUGGCUGUCGGUGCUCAAGAUGGCUGCCCACCAUGAAACAAUGGACGUUUGACAUUGAGGAUAUGAGACAUGUUGUGUUGAAAUGUAAAAUACAAACGUAAAUGUAUGAUGUUGGUUUUUAUUCAAAUUAAAUUAUAAAAGCACAA